Molecule: messenger RNA, 3980 nt
Organism: Stylophora pistillata
Lineage: Eukaryota; Metazoa; Cnidaria; Anthozoa; Scleractinia; Pocilloporidae
Molecular function (GO): protein binding
Source: RefSeq, a predicted model, not a curated record
AAUACUAACCGGACACUAAAGGGUCUGAUCUCUGCUAUCUUCACGUAAAGUCAUGUGAUCAAAGCACACAUCUCUUCGCUUUCGCUUUCUAUUUCCGGCUGUUGUAAAACCUGAGCGGAAUUUUUGCUUCAGUCUUCGAAAGGAGUUACGUUGAACACUUCCAGAAACGUUCGACAAUCAAGCUUUGCAUGGCUGCUGCUCAAGAAUACACCAACGAACAACUGAAUUAUUUCCGGGUCUGCUACCUCACCACUGAUAUCAUUGCUGAGGGUCUGCGAGCAAUCUUUAAACAGGAAUGGGAUGGUCGUUACAAGACAACGUUAGGUGAGUGGAAAGACGAGCCACAAAGUGGUCUGCACUUCAAGAACAGUGAAUCUCCGCUUAAGCAAAGGGAAAAAAACCGUCUACUGGCCACCAUGGUCAACGGAAACCGAGCUGAAUGGGAUUGCACCAUGCUGUUUUACGCCAUCCUUUUCUCCGAUUGUAUUGGGAAUGGGCUGAAUCCAACUAUACGAUCAAAAGUGGAUGAUCUAAGAAAGUUCCGUAACGAAGAUUUUGCACACAUGCCACAUGGCAAUCUCACAGAUGCAGAGUUUCAAAAUGCAAUCAAUAAAGUUGACGUGGCCUUCCAAGCUCUUGGCCUCUCCACGGACCAAAUUGAAGAGAUUCAAAAUCAGACAAGCUUCCCCACCGACGAAUUGAAGAAUGUGUUGAAAAGGGUUGAGGACCUAAAACAGGAACUAGAGGUGCUCGAAGCUCAACUAAACAAAGAUAUUUCUGCCUUCUGCGUCCUCCCGCCAAAACCUACUCACGAAGUUGCAGAUCGUGAUCUUGAGGUGGCUAAAAUUGUAAAGCAUUUGAAAGACCUCAGAGAGGCCAAUAAGAACAGAUUGAGUUACUUGUACAUCUCUGGCAAUCCAGGAAGUGGCAAAUCUCAGUUAGCUGGUCUCGUAUCGAAAAGAGUCUUCGAUCAAGUUAAUGAAAUCCCACAUUCUACAUCCUUUGUAAUGACAGUAAAUGCUGAAAGCCCAAAGACUUUUUUAGAAUCGUAUGUCUCCUUUGCCCGGAAGCUUAAGUGCCCAGAAUAUGUCAUUUCCAAUACGCUUAACUCUCCCGAUUUGAGCUCAGACGAGAAGAUUUCUCACUUGAAGACUUUAAUGGGCACAAAAAUCGAGCUCUACACUUCUUGGCUUCUAGUUGUUGAUAACGUCAGAAGCAUCUCUAACAUUUAUGCUCAUUUGCCAGAGUCUGGAGAUGAACAGUGGGCGAGGGGUCAGUUGCUGAUCACGACACAAGACAUCGCUUCUGUUCCGUCAACGAGUUGUUUUAUUUAUCACGUCUCCGUCAGCAAAGGUAUGGAGCUCCAAGAUGCGAGGUCCCUUCUAGAAAAGCUUUCUGGUAUCUCAGAUUGUGAGACAGACAAAGUUGCUCUAGUAUUGGACUACCAGCCACUUGCCCUAGCAAUUGCCGCGACCUAUGUCAGGGAGGCUCAGCAGAAUAACGCAAAUUUUGGAUGGAAGAAUUACCUACAAAGACUCGAUAAAGGCCAAGGAGUUGCAACUGCAAGAAUUUUUGUAGAAACGAACCCAACUUACCCAAAAUCCAUGAAUGAGGUAUCAGAGAUAGCUGUUGAAGAGGCGAUGAAGUCCAGUAACGCUGUACUCAAACACACUCUUACGUUGCUGUCCUUCUGUGCAGCACAGCCAUUGAGUCUUGAGAUAGUAGUCAAUUACAUUCGCAACGUUGAGAUAGAUAUGCAGGAUGAAGAUGACAUUAGGAUGAAGAUUCGAAGAUGCCCUCUGUUCCUGUUCGACGAAAAUGAGAGUCGUGAGUAUAUUAGAGUACAUCAGGUUACACACGAUGCCAUCAGCAAUGUUCUUGGGGGACAUACUCAGGGACGUGAAAUAAUAGUUUUGAAAGCAAUCGUUAAGUCACUAUUCCAGUUUGUGAAAGAGUAUAAACUAAAUGAUCCUGAUGACUUGAAUUCAGUUGUUAAAGGUACGCGUAUCGUACCUCAUUUACAAAUGUUGGUAAGAACAAUUAGACAGAAGUAUUCGAAGAAAAAUGCAUCUGAAGUUGCAGAAAACGAUAGCGUCCAUACGUCUACUAUGUUGCACUUUAAUACACUUGCCAUAACGUGUGUUAGAUAUUGCGCGCACGUCGAGGCAAAAGAAUAUUAUCAGCUGUUGGGAUCCAUUAUGGUAAACAAUCUCGGACCUGAGCAUGUUGAUGUCGCAAGAAUGGACAACAACCUGGGAAUUGUGCACCUUGACCUGGAUGAGCUGGAUCAGGCGAAAGUGUUUUAUGAUCGUGCAGUACCCGCUCUUCUAGAAGAACUCGGACCUGAGAAUGUUGAUGUCGCAAGCACUUACCAAAACCUGGGAAAUGUGCACCUCAAGUUGGGUGAACUGAGUCAGGCAAAAGAAUGUUAUGACCGUACACUGGCCAUUCGUCUGAAAAAACUCGGACCUGAGCAUGUCGAUGUCGCAAAAGCGUACCAAAGCCUGGGAAAUUUGUACCUUCACCUGGGUGAACUGAGUCUGACAAAACAGUUUUAUGAUCGCGCGCUAGCUAUUCUUCUGAAAAGACUCGGACCAGAGCAUGUCGAUAUCACCAGCACGUACCAAAACCUGGGGAUUGUACACCGCAACCUGGGUGAACUGAGUCAGGCAAAAGAGUUUUAUGAUCGCGCACUGGCCAUUCGUCUAAAAAAACUGGGACCUGAUCAUGUCGAUGUCGCAAAAACGUGCUGCCAUCUGGGAAAAAUGCACUUUGACUUAGGUGAACUGAGUCGGGCAAAGGAGUUUUAUGAUCGCGCAUUGGCCAUUCUUCUGAAAAAACUCGGACCUGAGCAUGUCGAUGUCGCAAUCAUUUACGAAAACCUAGGAAAUAUACAGCUUAACCUGGGUGAACUAAGUCAUGCAAAAGAGUUUUAUGAUCGAGCACUGGCCCUUCGUCUGAAAAAACUCGGACCUGAGCAUGUUGAUGUCGCGAAAACGUACAUCAACCUGGGGAAUAUGCACCUUGACCUGGGUGAACUGAAUCAGGCAAAAGAGUUUUAUGAUCGCGCACUGGCCAUUCUUCUGAAGAAACUCGGACCUGAUCAUGUUGAUGUUGCAAACACUUACAGCAAUCUGGGAAAUUUUCACCUUGACCUGGGUGAACUGAGUAAGGCGAGAGAGUUUUAUGAUCGCGCACUGGCCAUUCUUCUUAAGAAACUCGGACCUGAUCAUGUUGAUGUUGCAAAAACUUACAGCAAUCUGGGAAAUUUUCACCUUGACCUGGGUGAAUUGAGUAAGGCGAGAGAGUUUUAUGAUCGCGCACUGGCCAUUCUUCUGAAAAAGCUCGGACCUGGCCAUGUCGAUGUCGCAAGCACGUACGAAAACCUGGGAAAUGUGCAUCUCAAACUGGGUGAACUGGUUCAGGCAAAAGAGUUUCAUGAUCGCGCACUGGCCAUUCGUCUGAAAAAACUUGGACCUGAGCAUGUUGAUAUCGCUCGAAUGUACAAUCACCUGGGAAAUGUGCACCUCAACUUGGGUGAACUGAGUCAGGCAAAAGAUUUUAACGAUCGCGCACUGGCCUUUCGUCUGAAAAAACUUGGACCUGAGCAUGUCGAUGUCGCAAGCACGUACCAAAACCUGGGUAAUGUGCAUCUCAAACUGGGUGAACUGAGUCAGGCAAAGGAGUUUUAUGGUCGCGCACUGGCCAUUCUUCUGAAAAAACUCGGACCUGAUCAUGUUGAUGUCGCAAAAACUUACAAAAAUAUGGGAAAUGUUCACCUUUGCCUGGGUGAACUGAGUAACGCGAAAGAGUUUUAUGAUCGCGCAGUGGCAAUUCUUCUGAAAAAACUCGGACCUGAUAAUGUCGAUGUCGCAAAUGCGUACGAAUACUUGGGAAAUAUGCACUGCACCCAUGGUGAACUGAGUCAGGCAAAAGAGUUUUGUGAUCGCGCAAUGGCCAUUCUUCUGAAAAAACUCUGA